Messenger RNA from Nannospalax galili (Upper Galilee mountains blind mole rat), 970 nucleotides. RefSeq names its product FEV transcription factor, ETS family member (gene Fev). Gene Ontology annotation, molecular function: DNA-binding transcription factor activity, RNA polymerase II-specific; sequence-specific DNA binding. Lineage: Eukaryota; Metazoa; Chordata; Mammalia; Rodentia; Spalacidae. The record is from RefSeq and is a predicted model, not a curated record. Gene Ontology annotation, cellular component: nucleus. Gene Ontology annotation, biological process: regulation of transcription by RNA polymerase II; cell differentiation.
AUGAGGGACCCCCUCCCUCCUCGACACACCCUGGCUGCCCCCUCCCGCCAGGCCCUGCGACCGGCAGCAUCUUCUUUUCCCUGUCACCCGCAGUCGCCUCGGGCGGGGAUCGGCACCCCGAAGCGCAAAGCGGACGUGCCCCCCCUCUUUCGUCCCCCCCCCCAAUCUCCCACCGCCCAGUCCCCGGCAGCGAUGAGACAGAGCGGCGCCUCCCAGCCCCUGCUGAUCAACAUGUACCUGCCAGAUCCCGUCGGAGACGGUCUUUUCAAGGAGGGGAAGAGCCCGAGCUGGGGGCCGCUGAGCCCUGCGGUGCAGAAAGGUAGCGGACAGAUCCAGUUGUGGCAGUUUCUCCUGGAGCUGCUGGCCGACCGGGCAAACGCUGGCUGCAUCGCGUGGGAAGGCGGUCACGGCGAGUUCAAGCUCACAGACCCGGACGAGGUAGCGCGGCGCUGGGGUGAGCGCAAGAGCAAGCCCAAUAUGAACUACGACAAGCUAAGCCGCGCUCUGCGCUACUACUACGACAAAAACAUCAUGAGCAAGGUGCACGGCAAGCGCUACGCUUACCGCUUCGACUUCCAGGGCCUGGCGCAGGCUUGCCAGCCUCCGCCCGCACAUGCCCACGCCGCCGCCGCAGCUGCAGCCGCCGCAGCCGCGGCCCAGGACGGCGCACUCUACAAGCUCCCCGCCGGCCUCGCCCCGCUGCCCUUCCCUGGCCUCUCUAAACUCAACCUUAUGGCAGCCUCGGCGGGCGUCACCCCCGCUGGCUUCUCCUACUGGCCGGGCCCGAACCCCGCCGCCGCCACCGCCGCGCUCUACCCCACCCCGAGUUUGCAGCCCCCGCCAGGGCCCUUCGGCGCGGUGGCCGCCGCCUCGCACUUGGGGGGUCAUUACCACUAGACGGGGUGGCCAGGUGCUGCGCGGCCUCUCUUGACACCUGCAGACCCGUGGCCAGUUCCCUCCACAUCCUGGG